This is a messenger RNA of Cryptomeria japonica (Japanese cedar), 471 nucleotides long. RefSeq names its product calcium-binding protein CP1. Gene Ontology annotation, molecular function: calcium ion binding. The record is from RefSeq and is a predicted model, not a curated record. The coding region runs from base 1 to 471 and encodes 156 amino acids. Lineage: Eukaryota; Viridiplantae; Streptophyta; Pinopsida; Cupressales; Cupressaceae. The transcript has a single exon.
AUGUGGGAAUUGAAGGGCCCUUCUCCUAGUGUAAAAGAGGCGUUCAAUCUCUUAGACAGAGAUGGAGAUGGAAGGAUUGCUUUCAAUGAUCUCCAAGACUUCUUUAGCACAUGCAAACAACAUUAUCUUAGCAAAGAGGAGAUUGAAUCAAUGAUCUCCGUCGCAGACAAAGACCAUAAUGGGUUUGUGGAGUUUGAAGAGUUUGAGGGGCUUGUGACCGAAUUGAUGAUGGUAGAUGAAAAGAAUGAAGAAAACACUGCAUUGGAGGAAGCUUUCAGAGUGAUGGACAAGGAUGGAGAUGGAAUUGUGAGUGUGGGAGAUUUGAAGAGCUUCAUGGGUGAUGCAAUGCACAAUGUGAAUGACGAGGAUGUUGUGGGGAUGAUGAAGGCAGCCGGUGCUUGUGCUCAAUCAGGGAUCUGCUGCAAGGAUUUUCUGGCUCUCAUAACGAUGAUGAUAAAUGGGUCCCAAUGA